Molecule: messenger RNA, 976 nt
Organism: Arachis stenosperma
Lineage: Eukaryota; Viridiplantae; Streptophyta; Magnoliopsida; Fabales; Fabaceae
Product: vacuolar iron transporter 1
Exons: 4
Coding region: 105-848 (247 amino acids)
Biological process (GO): intracellular manganese ion homeostasis
Cellular component (GO): vacuolar membrane
Molecular function (GO): manganese ion transmembrane transporter activity; iron ion transmembrane transporter activity
Source: RefSeq, a predicted model, not a curated record
UUGGUAAUGCUAAUAGCUACCGCACCAAAGUCAGGGUUUAUAAGGCUUUGUUUGGUUGGAAAGAUCACAUUCUCACGUUCACAGAACAGAAACAGCGUUGCAAAAUGGGUGACCACGAAAAUGGCAUAAGGCUUGAACCUGAGAGGCAGAAGCUUCUCAAUGAACACAGCGAGAAGCACUUCACCGCCGGCGAGAUCGUCCGAGACAUCAUCAUCGGAGUCUCUGACGGCCUCACCGUCCCCUUUGCCCUCGCCGCUGGCCUUUCCGGUGCCAAUGCCACCUCCUCCAUCGUCCUCACCGCCGGCAUCGCCGAAGUCGUCGCCGGCGCCAUCUCCAUGGGACUCGGCGGGUAUCUGGCGGCAAAAGGCGAAUCCGAUCACUACAAAAGAGAAUUGAAAAGGGAGCAAGAAGAAAUCAUCACUGUUCCUGAUACUGAAGCGGCGGAGGUAGCAGAAAUUCUAGCACAAUACGGAAUAGAGGCACAUGAAUAUGGACCUGUGGUCAGUGCUCUCAGAAAGAAUCCACAAGCAUGGCUUGAUUUCAUGAUGAAAUUUGAGCUGGGACUAGAAAAGCCAGAUCCAAGGAGAGCCUUACACAGUGCAAUGACCAUUGCCAUAGCAUACAUAUUGGGUGGCAUUGUUCCACUCAUUCCUUACAUGUUCAUUCCGAACGCAGCUGAGGCUGUUGUCAUAUCAGUGGUUGUUACCUUAUUUGCAUUGCUCGUCUUUGGCUAUGCUAAGGGAUAUUUCACAGGCAACAGACCCUUCAGGAGUGCUUUCGAGACAACUCUAAUUGGUGCCAUUGCCUCUGCUGCUGCUUUUGGUCUCGCAAAGGCUUUUCACACUUAGAUUCAUGUUUUUACGAUUAUGUGCUACAUCUUUCAUUUUCUCUAGCUACCAUUUGUUUCAUACAAGUACAAUUUGCUAUUCAACUUUUGAUGUGAUCUUUGGUUUAAUAUAUUAUGAUGUUAUCACUA